Molecule: messenger RNA, 821 nt
Organism: Leptonychotes weddellii (Weddell seal)
Lineage: Eukaryota; Metazoa; Chordata; Mammalia; Carnivora; Phocidae
Source: RefSeq, a predicted model, not a curated record
UCCUCCCUCUUAAAAGAGCGACUUUCUCUCAGGAGCAGAAACCUCAGCUGGGAGAAUCUGUGAGAAGGUGAUGACUCAGUGGAGGCCCAGGGAGGGAGCUGCAGCCAAAGGGACUUUCUGUGGCGGUGGCGGGAAGCCUGCUUCUCUGAAGACUCUUCCUUACACCUGUUCUUGCCCACCAGGUCACAGCCCCUGGAGGCCUGAACAACCAUGUGCUUCACCCAGGUAUCGAGAGAAGGCAGAAGUCUGACUGAGAUUUUACAACUCAGAAUGCACCAGAUGGUGGACAGUUUCUUUAACAAUCAUCGACAUCAACCAGAAGGACAAGAGCAGGAGCAGGUCGCGCUACUGCAGCUGGAGGACGACUUCAAUGAGGCCUUGCUCGACGCCGCCAUGGAUCUGCAUUAUCAGAACAGCAAUCAGGACUCCUCUCCGUUACUUCCCGAGGUGCGGCAGGAACUGCGCUCCAGGGUCCGGAGGUCCUCUGUCCUUUCCCUGGAAGACCAGAGUCCUGAGGGCUGCUCUCCCAAGGAGUCCUUUUGUAAGCGAGCCCUGAGGUCCUUUCAGAGGCUGCUGAGCUGCCUCUGGCAGAAGUGGCAGGCCGCGCUGGCUUGGCUGAAGAAGACCCUGGCUGCUGGCGUGCAGGCCCUUUGCAGGGCGGUGGAGGCCAUCUGGAGUGUGUUUAACGAUUUCUGCUCCUUCAUGGCUCAGGUCAUCAGGAGCGCCAUCCAGGCCUAGCCAACCCCCCCUGACCGGUAUCCUUCCCCGGGGCUGGCCCGUCGCUCUGGCUGUGGUGUCUUAAUAAAAGUUGGUCAAACCCA